Molecule: messenger RNA, 429 nt
Organism: Gorilla gorilla gorilla (western lowland gorilla)
Lineage: Eukaryota; Metazoa; Chordata; Mammalia; Primates; Hominidae
Product: ribosome biogenesis protein BMS1 homolog
Exons: 2
Coding region: 65-355 (96 amino acids)
Source: RefSeq, a predicted model, not a curated record
GAUCAAGAGAGCACUCUGAGCUCCAGAAGGAGCUUUCCAGGCUAGCUUUGAGGAUAAGCUGCGGAUGAGCGAUAUUGUCUUCAUGCGAACUUGGUAUCCUGUUUCCAUCCCAGCCUUCUAUAACCCAGUAACAUCUUUGUUGAAACCAGUGGGUGAGAAAGACACCUGGUCAGGAUUGUGGACCACGGGCCACCUCGGGCUCGCCCAUGGUGUCAGACUAAAGACAAACAAGGACUCUCUGUAUAAGGUACUGGUCGUGUGUGUGUUAGUGGAGAUGAAGCCUGUGCUCUACAGACAGGGAGUCACACAGACACUUUUCUAUAAUUUCUUACGUACUUUGAAUGUUCAGGUAUAAAGUCUAAUGUUAAAUUUGAUUGAACAAUUGUAUAUUUGUGGGAUAUUUUGGAAUGGAACACCAAAAAAUGGUAA